GCCCGUGACGUGCCAAGCCCAUAUGGCCUGGCAUAGAGGCUGGUACCCCGCCUGGUAGAGAUGCCACACUCGCUCCGCGGUUCGCAUGGCGCUCUGAAGACGCGGGCGCCCGCCGCCUUGAACCGCCGUCCCCGCUCCCUGAAGAUGGGGGAACAAUGAAAUAAGCGAGAAGAUUUCUCUUCUCCCCCCUCUCUCUCUUGCCCCCUCCCCCCUCCCCUCCCCUCUCCCCUCGACUCCUCUCCGAGGCACCAUGCUGACCCGCCUGUUCAGCGAGCCCGGUCUCCUCUCGGACGUGCCCAAGUUCGCCAGCUGGGGCGACGGCGACGACGACGAGCCGAGGAGCGACAAGGGCGACGCGCCGCCGCGCCGCUUGCCAUUGCCGCCGCCGCCGCCGGGGGCUCCGGGGCCCGCGCGCGCCGCCAAGCCGGUGCCUCUCCGCGCCGACGAGGUGCCGGAGAGCGCGCUGGCCGAGGUCAAGGAGGAAAGCGCUGGCGGCGAGGAGGAGGAGGAAGGAGGGGAAGAGGAGGAAAGGGCUGGACGAGGCGGGAGGGCGAAGCGGCCCAAGAAGCGCGGGCCCAGAAGCGCAAGAUGACCAAAGGCGCGCCUGGAGCGCUCCAAGCUGCGGCGGCAGAAGGCGAACGCGCGGGAGCGCAACCGCAUGCACGACCUGAACGCGGCGCUGGACAACCUGCGCAAGGUGGUGCCCUGCUACUCCCAAGACGCAGAAGCGUCCAAGAUCGAGACGCUGCGCCUGGCCAGAACUACAUUCUGGGCGCUCUCGGAGAUCCUGCGCUCGGGCAAGCGGGCCCCGACCCUGGUGCCUACGUUGCAGACGCUGUGCAAGGGCCUGUCGCAGCCCACCACCAACCUGGUGGCCGGCUGCCUGCAGCUCAACUCGCGCAAUUUCCUCACCGAGCAGGGCGCCGACGGCACGGGCCGCUUCCACGGCUCGGGCGGCUCGUUCGCCAUGCACCCCUACCCCCUACCCGUGCCUCGCGCCUGGCGGGGCGCCCAGUGCCAGGCGGCGGGCGGCCUGGGCUGCGGCGCGGCGCACGCCCUGCGGACCCACGGCUUACUCUGCGCCGCCUACGAGACGCUGUACGCGGCGGCGGGGGGCGGCGGGGCCAGCCCGGACUACAACAGCUCGGAGUACGAGGGCCCGCUCAGCCCGCCGCUGUGCCUCAACGGCAACUUUCUCGCUCAAGCAGGGACUCGUCGGCCCGACCACGAGAAGAGCUACCACUACUCUAUGCACUACUCCGGCUGCCCGGCUCGCCGGCCCGCGGGCCACGGGCUGGUCUUCGGCUCGUCGGCCGUGCGCGGGGGGCGUUGCCACUCGGAGAGAACAUUCUUGUCCUACGACAUGCACCUUCACCACGACCGGGGCCCCAUGUACGAAGAGCUCAACGCGUUUUUCCAUAACUGA
This is a messenger RNA of Suncus etruscus (white-toothed pygmy shrew), 1426 nucleotides long. RefSeq names its product neuronal differentiation 2 (gene NEUROD2). Lineage: Eukaryota; Metazoa; Chordata; Mammalia; Eulipotyphla; Soricidae. The record is from RefSeq and is a predicted model, not a curated record. Gene Ontology annotation, molecular function: protein dimerization activity.